UCUCAGCAGCCUGCAGAGAUCCACUUAGUGCUGACGUCAGUAAGCUCCUUAGCUCUGCAGAUGAAUGGAGAGACAACCUGGAAACGAUGUGUUUACCUUCACAGUGAACUAAGCGGUGGUGGAGACGGCGCCAUGGUAACAGGUGUGUGGUAGAGAGGCUUUCUGCUGACCCGACAGAACAUCAACAAGAUCUUCAGUCUGCAGCCGAGGCCCAACUUUGCCUGACAGCAUGGAGUGCAGCGGCCAGGUGACGCCGCACCUGAUGCUGGCUGUGGGAACGGCUGUGAUUGGCUCUCUGCAGUUUGGCUACAACACCGGCGUCAUCAAUGCUCCUCAGAACACCAUAGAGAGCUUCUACAAUGAAACGUGGAGCAGCAGGUUUUCGGAGCCCAUCUCUCAGAGCGCCCUGACAGCUCUGUGGUCGGUGUCCGUGGCCAUCUUCUCUGUCGGAGGAAUGCUGGGCUCCUUCUCCGUCGGCCUUUUCGUCAACCGCUUCGGCAGGAGGAACUCCAUGCUCGUGGCCAACGCUUUAGCCUUCAUUGCUGCUGCAUUCAUGGGCUUUUCCAAACUGGCUGCUUCCUUUGAGAUGCUGAUUGUUGGACGUUUCAUUGUGGGAAUCUACUCUGGCCUCUCCACUGGCUUUGUGCCCAUGUAUGUAGAAGAAAUCUCCCCGACCUCGCUCCGAGGAGCCCUGGGAACUCUGCAUCAGCUUGGUGUAGUGAUCGGGAUUCUGGUGGCGCAGAUUUUCGGGCUGGAAUCCAUCAUGGGGAACGCCUCUCUGUGGCCUCUUCUUUUGGGUUUCACUCUGGUGCCAGCCAUCCUGCAGUGUGCUCUGCUGCCCUUCUGUCCCGAGAGCCCCAGAUAUCUCCUGAUCAACUGCAACGAGGAGAGCAAAGCCUGCAGCGUCUUAAUGAAGCUGCGAGGCGCCGAUGAGGUGAACGAGGACAUCCGGGAGAUGAGGGAGGAAAGCCAGAAGAUGAUGAGGGAGAAGAAGGUGACCAUGGCGGAGCUGUUCCGCUCCCCCGUCUAUCGCCAGCCCAUGAUGGUCGCCAUCAUGCUGCAGCUGUCCCAGCAGCUGUCAGGAAUCAACGCCGUGUUCUACUACUCCACCGGGAUCUUCGAGCGAGCCGGAGUGGCCCAGCCGGUGUAUGCGACCAUCGGCGCCGGCGUGGUCAACACAGCUUUCACCGUGGUGUCUCUGUUCGUGGUGGAGCGCAUGGGCAGGAGGCCCCUCCACCUCAUCGGUCUGAUGGGGAUGGCGGUGUCAGCCGUUUUCCUGACCGUUGCCAUGGCAUUACUGGACCAGCUCAGGUGGAUGUCCUACGUCAGCAUCGUGGCCAUCUUCAGUUUCGUAGCCUUCUUUGAAAUCGGGCCGGGCCCCAUCCCCUGGUUCAUCGUCGCUGAGCUCUUCAGCCAGGGCCCCCGACCCGCCGCCAUCGCUGUGGCAGGACUUUCUAACUGGUCUGCCAACUUUUUGGUUGGGAUGUGUUUCCAGUAUGUGGAGCAACUGUGCGGCCCUUACGUCUUCAUCAUCUUCACCGUCCUGCUGCUCGGCUUCUUCGUCUUCACCUACUUCAAGGUGCCAGAAACGAAGGGCCGCACCUUUGAUGAGAUCGCAGCCGGCUUCCGCCACUCCGCCGGUCAGGGCGCUGACAAGUACUCUGCUGCUGAGGAGUUCAACACGCUGAGGGGAGAUGACCCUGACCUCUGAAGGGUCAUGUGAUGAUAGAU
Molecule: messenger RNA, 1731 nt
Organism: Oryzias melastigma (Indian medaka)
Lineage: Eukaryota; Metazoa; Chordata; Actinopteri; Beloniformes; Adrianichthyidae
Product: solute carrier family 2, facilitated glucose transporter member 1
Exons: 10
Coding region: 230-1711 (493 amino acids)
Biological process (GO): response to insulin; monosaccharide transmembrane transport
Cellular component (GO): basolateral plasma membrane; apical plasma membrane
Molecular function (GO): hexose transmembrane transporter activity
Source: RefSeq, a predicted model, not a curated record